Lynx canadensis (Canada lynx) is the source of this 2630-nucleotide messenger RNA. RefSeq names its product BCL2 interacting protein 1 (gene BNIP1). Gene Ontology annotation, cellular component: SNARE complex; endoplasmic reticulum. Gene Ontology annotation, molecular function: SNAP receptor activity. Gene Ontology annotation, biological process: retrograde vesicle-mediated transport, Golgi to endoplasmic reticulum. NCBI's taxonomy places the organism in Eukaryota, Metazoa, Chordata, Mammalia, Carnivora, Felidae. The coding region runs from base 1519 to 2205 and encodes 228 amino acids. The transcript is spliced from 6 exons. The record is from RefSeq and is a predicted model, not a curated record.
UAAAUUUUAAAAUGCACAUAUCCUUUCAUCUAGCACUUCCAUUUGCCCUGGGCAAAUCAUCCUGUGCCUGUUUCUUCAUGUGUAAAAUGCAGACAAUCCUACCUCGUAGGGUUGUUGUGAGAAUUGUUAGAUGAAACACAUUAAGAACUUUGUACAAAGUGCCUGGCACAUAGGAAGUACUCCAAAAAUGUCAGCAAUGUAAUAGCAGCUAAUGCACAUUGAGCUUUUAAACAUACGCUGCAUUUACUACACGGUGCUUGGUGCUUUUCAUGUAUUACCUCAUUUAAUGCUCCAGCCAUCCCUGUGAUUAUCACCAGUUAGCCUCAGGAUUCUGAGGCACAGAGAUGUGAAGUGGGUUGUCCAGCAGGAUUCAAGCAGGGUUGACUCCCAAGCUUCCCUUAAGGGAAGGUGCGUGGAGCACUGGAGUAACACAGAUGGGCAAGCCAUGUGUUGAGUUUUGAGGGAAGAUGUGGCUCUCAGUUAAGGCUCUGCCACUCUCAAGUUGGGUAGCCUUGGGGCAGGAUGUUCAGUUUUGUUUCACUUUUGACCUACUCUUAGUCCAUCUGCCAAUCUGUAAAACUGGGGUGUAACUAUUUCAAGUGUGGUUGAGAGGAUUAAACUAGGCAUUCAGGUCUUCCUAAUUCAUGCUUGCUGAUGUGAACAAAAGUACACAGGGUGGGAGCAAAAGGGGAAACGCAUUCUGAGAAGAGGGAACAGCACAUUCCAAAGCUACAGAUCUAAAAAGAGCCUGAGGAAUCCAGGAGUGGGAUGAGAUGCGGUGGCUGAUGGCCUUGAAGACCAGCUAAGAAACUUGGACAAUUUGAUAAUAAAAAUAAAACGAAGAGCCACCAUUUUCUGAGAGUCUGCUCUUAGUUAUUUCCAUCAAAACUACUCCAGCGAGGUAGAUUUAAUAAAUCCAACUGUACACAAAAGGGAACUGCCAGGAGCCACAGAAGAGGUGUAAGCUGGGAGGUGGCUUGAUCAGUUGUGAUUUUAGAACCGUUGGACCAACAGGAGGUGCUCCAAGAGAACUGCCUUGAAUCCCAUACAUUAAAAGUAUUAAUAACAUUUAUCAUUUUUGCAUUUAUUCCACAAUUUAUAUUCACCGUAGAACAUAUGAAAAAUACAAGAAAGUUUAAAGAAAUAUAAAAAAUUGUUAAUUCCACCCUCUAGAGAAUCCCAAGUGAUACUUUCCUUCCAGUCUUCUCCCCCCGCCCCCACCUUUAUGCAAAAAAUAUGUAGCGAUUAGAAUGGCUUUUAGAUAGAAGAUGUGGAGAGGUCAGUGUUAAAACGCCCUUGAUACUCCUUCUCUUCUUCCUUUUCUUAGGACCACACCAAGGGGAGAGCCGACUCCCUCCGCGUUUUCAGGGAUACUCCCCAGGACUCAUCGCCGCCACGCUCGCUCGCCUCAAGCCGGUCUCUAGGGGGCGCUGCUGCAAGACCUGGAGCGGAAGGAAGGCGAUGCUGAAACGCGGUUAAAUUUGGGCACCGCCGCCGCCCGUAGUCGGCGUCCUCAACAUGGCGGCUCCCCAGGAUGUCCACGUCCGUAUCUGUAACCAAGAGAUUGUCAAAUUUGACCUGGAGGUGAAGGCGCUUAUCCAGGAUAUUCGGGAUUGUUCAGGACCAUUAAGUGCACUUACUGAACUGAAUACUAAAGUGAAAGAGAAGUUUCAGCAACUGCGGCACAGAAUACAGGAGCUUGAGCAGUCAGCUAAAGAGCAAGACAAAGAGUCAGAGAAGCAGGUUCUGCUCCAGGAAGUGGAGAAUCACAAGAAGCAGAUGCUCAGCAAUCAGACCUCAUGGAGGAAGGCUAAUCUCACUUGCAAAAUUGCUAUCGACAAUCUAGAGAAAGCAGAACUUCUCCAGGGAGGAGACCUCUUAAGGCAAAGGAAAACCACCAAAGAGAGCCUGGCCCAGACGUCCAGUUCCAUUACGGAGAGCCUCAUGGGGAUCAGCAGGAUGAUGUCCCAGCAGGUUCAGCAGAGCGAGGAAGCCAUGCAGACGCUAGCCAAUUCUUCCCGGACUAUCCUGGAUGCAAAUGAAGAGUUUAAGUCCAUGUCAGGGACCAUCCAGUUGGGACGGAAGCUUAUCACAAAAUAUAAUCGCCGAGAGCUGACGGACAAACUUCUCAUUUUCCUUGCCCUGGCCCUUUUCCUCGCUACGGUCCUCUAUAUUAUAAAAAAGCGGCUCUUUCCAUUUUUGUAAGAUAGGGAAUUGCCAGCUUUUGCCCUUUAAAGUCCAGUGUCAAGAUCUGGCCAUGCUACCAAGCUCUGGUAAACCAGUCCAUGCCUCCACAGUCUGCUCCAGUUGUUCUACGGGUUGGAUGGAGACACAGAGUUCCCCAGGUUCCUGCAGGUGGCUGGCUUGCAAAGGGCGAGCAGAGCACGGUGUCAUUGAGACACCUACAGGGACACAGGGACUCCACGAGCCAUCGCAACAGUGCUUAUGGCUGUCACAUGGGGCAUUCAGAGGCCAGCCUUCAGGCUUUGAUCCUCCUUUCUCUCCUUCUCCUGCUGUGGCCUUAGUGCCAGAUCUGGUAGAAGGAAGAGAAAAGGGGGGGGGGGGAAGGAGGAUAAGGAAAACUCACGUCCAUUUCUUGAAUAAACUUGACUAUAUUUAAUAGAAUGAAA